Molecule: messenger RNA, 435 nt
Organism: Dioscorea cayenensis subsp. rotundata (Guinea yam)
Lineage: Eukaryota; Viridiplantae; Streptophyta; Magnoliopsida; Dioscoreales; Dioscoreaceae
Product: zinc finger MYM-type protein 1-like
Exons: 1
Coding region: 1-435 (144 amino acids)
Source: RefSeq, a predicted model, not a curated record
AUGGAGAAAGAUGCAGCUUAUUGUUUCUAUUGUUAUCUUUUUAAGCAACCAAGGGGUGAUAAACUUGGGAUUGAUGCCUUCACGAAGACAGGGUUUAGCAAUUGGAAGAAAACAAUGGAAGUUUUCACUGAGCAUGUUGGUGGAGUUAAUAGCAACCACAACAAUGCAAGGCGACAUUGUGAGGAUUUCAAAAAUCAAAGGCAAAACGUGUCACAUAUAUUCUCUUCUCAUAGCAGAGAAAUGGAGGUUGCAUAUAGAGCUCGUGUCACUGUUGUUUUACAUGUUGUUAGAUUUCUUCUGUUGCAAAGUCUUGCUUUUCGUGGACAUGAUGAAUCUUCAAGUUCCACUCAUAGGGGCAACUAUUUAGAGAUGUUGAAUUGGUAUGGAACAGAAGUUGAAAGUAUUGGUCAUGUGAUUAAUGAAAAUGCUCCUUGA